CUGCAGACAGCCAGUCAGACCAGCACUGUACAAACAGAUAGUGGUCUGCAGGAAGUUUUAGAUGAACAUAAGAUCAGUCUGAGGAGGAGAUGUGAACGUGUGACUGAAGGAAGUGAUGAAACAGGAAGUGGAACCCUCCUCAACAGGAUCUACACUGAGCUCUACAUCACAGAGAGACAGAGCGAAGAGAUUAAUACCCAACAUGAGGUUUGGCAGCUUGAGACAGCUUCCAAGAAGAAGACCCUCCAUGAAACUCUAAUCAAGUGCCACGACAUCUUUAAAGCCUUACCCGGCCAACAGAAACACAUCAGAGUCGUUCUGACGAAAUGCGUCGCUGGCGUUGGAAAAACCUUGAAAGUGCAGAAGUUCACUCUGGACUGGGCAGAGGGCUUGGAAAACCAAGACGUCAGUCUGCUGAUUCUGCUUUCGUUCAGGGAGCUGAACUUGAUCAGAGAUGAGCGGUACAGUCUUCUCCAGCUGCUCCAUGUUUUCCAUCCAACAUUACAGAAGGUCACAGCAGAGAAGCUCGCUGUCUGUAAACUUCUGUUCAUCUUUGACGGCCUGGAUGAAAGCAGACUUUCACUGGAUUUCCACAACAAUGAGGUCGUGUCUGAUGUCACACAGAAGUCAUCAGUCAAUGUGCUGCUGACAAACCUCAUCGAGGGGAAUCUGCUUCCCUCGGCUCUCGUCUGGAUCACUUCCCGACCUGCAGCAGCCAAUCAGAUCCCUCCUUCAUGUGUUGGCAGGGUAACAGAAGUACGAGGCUUCACUGACGCCCAGAAGGAGGAGUACUUCAGGAGGAGAGUCAGUGAUGAAGAGCUGUCCAGCAGAAUCAUCUCCCACAUCAAGACAUCCAGGAGCCUCCACAUCAUGUGUCUGAUCCCAGUCUUCUGCUGGAUCACUGCUACAGUUCUGGAGCACAUGUUGACUACAGACCAGAGAGGAGAGCUGCCCAAGACCCUGACUGACCUGUACUCACACUUCCUGCUGGUUCAGACAAAGAGGAAGAAGCAGAAGUAUGAUGACGGACAUGAGACGAGUCCACAGGAGCUGACGGAGGAACAGCUGGAGAAAGGAAACAUCAUGUUCUACCAAGAAGACCUGGAACAGUGUGGUCUGGAUGUCUCAGAGGCCUCGGUGUACUCAGGAGUUUGUACAGAGAUCUUCAGAAGAGAGAGUGUGAUCUUCCAGAAAACAGUCUACUGCUUUGUUCAUCUGAGCGUUCAGGAGUUUCUGGCUGCCGUCUACAUGUUCCACUGUUACACAAACAGUAACACAGAGGUACUGGAGGACUUCCUGGGGAGAAAAUACAUUGAUUCAACUGUGGAUGUCUUGAUGGGAGCAAUGAUGAAGUCCCUUGAAAGUGAAAAUGGCCACCUGGACCUGUUUGUCCGCUUCCUUCAUGGCCUCUCUCUGGAGUCCAACCAGAGACUCUUAGGAGGCCUGCUGGGUCAGACAGACAACAGUCCUGAAAUCAUCCAGAGAGCCAUCAACAACCUGAAGAAGAUUAACAGUAUUGAGAUCUCUCCUGACAGAAGCAUCAACAUCUUCCACUGUCUGACGGAGAUGAACGACCACUCAGUACAUCAGGAGAUCCAAGAGUUCCUGAAGUCAGAGAACAGAUCAGAGAAGGAACUCUCUGAGAUCCACUGCUCAGCUCUGGCCUACAUGCUGCAGAUGUCAGAGGAGGUUCUGGAUGAGUUGGACCUGCAGAAGUACAACACAUCAGCAGAGGGACGACGAAGACUGAUUCCAGCUGUGAGGAACUGCAGAAAGGCUGUACUUUCUGACUGUGGACUCUCAGAGACUCACUGUGAAGUUGUGGCCUCAGCUCUGAAGUCCAACCCCUCCCAUCUGAGAGAGCUGGACCUGAGUUACAUACACCUGCAGGAUUCAGGAGUGACGCUGCUGUCUGCUGGACUGAAGAGUCCACACUGUAGACUGGAGACUCUAAGAUGGAGGUUCUGCAGUUUGUCAGAGACCAGCUGUGUUUCUCUGGCCUCAGCUCUGGAGUCCAACCCCUCCCAUCUGAGAGAGCUGGACCUGAGCUACAACGAGCUGCAGGAUUCAGGAGUGAAGCUGCUGUGUGGUUUUCUGGAGAGUCCACACUGCAGACUGGAGACUCUGAGGUUGAGGCGCUGCAGUUUGUCAGAGAUCAGCUGUGCUUCUCUGGCCUCAGCUCUGAAGUCCAACACCUCCCAUCUGAGAAAUGUGCAGCUGAGUGUCAAUAAACUGCAGGAUUCAGGAGCGAAGCUGCUGUCUGCUGGACUGGAGAGUCCACAGUGUAGACUGGAGACUCUGAGGCUGAGCACUGACUUCACAUUUUUAGUAACCAACUGGCAUCAGUGGCUCAUCCAUCAGCUUCUUGGCUACCAGUUGACCAGUGACAUCCAAUCAUAUUCAUACAGGUGGGUGGAUGAGUAAAUAGGGCUCCGCCUGACAGACAUGAAGGACUUAAGUAAAAGCCCACUGGAAUAUCUGUAACGCCAGUUGUGUCAUAUUUGCUACAUGAGUUUCUGAGACCUCUACGUCAUCAACAUGAUCAAUAUCUUAGAAAAGGUUUCAGUCGUAGUCAUCUGGACGCUGUUUUCCGAAUCAAGACGUUUCGGUUCCCAUCCGGAAGUCAUUCUCAAUUGUGAAAAAUGGACCGGGAACUCAGAAAUUUAAGCUACUCUG
Molecule: messenger RNA, 2676 nt
Organism: Siniperca chuatsi (mandarin fish)
Lineage: Eukaryota; Metazoa; Chordata; Actinopteri; Centrarchiformes; Sinipercidae
Product: NLR family CARD domain-containing protein 3-like
Exons: 7
Molecular function (GO): protein binding
Source: RefSeq, a predicted model, not a curated record